AUGCUAACGUGUCGCUCAGUCCCGUUUACGGGCAGCAAACCUGGGCUGGAGGUGCAGGAGGGUCACCAAGCACUGGACUCCAGAAAGGACACUGGAAAGACACCAAAGGCUCUUCUACAGAUACUGAUCAGAAAGAUGACCAGAGCUCCACUGAGGCCACUUCAGCAUCUCCCUGCAGCCCUGGUGGUGCUGCUGUUUUUCGGAGGUUUACUUCUGGUGUACUUCACUCCGAGACUGAGCUGGACAGCUCAUAGUGCAGCGCCGACAGAUGAUGUCCAGUCUAAAAACCCCAGACAGUCUGCAAACACCAGCUACUCUGCUAGCAACACCUGGACAAACGGGAGUACUGGAAGAACCCAAGCUGUAACAUCAGCAUACGUGGAUAGUGCAAAUAGAAAAGAUGAGCUGGCCACCGUCGUGCUAAUCUGGACGUGGCCUUUUGGACGCCAGUUUGACCUGAGAUCUUGCAGCUCACUGUACAACAUUACAGGCUGCAGGUUAACAUCAGACAGAAGCCAGUACCCUAAAGCCCACGGUGUGAUGUUCCACCACAGAGAAAUAUGCCAUAACUUACCAAGCCUUCUGACAAUACCGCGGUCUCCGUUGCAGAAAUGGGUGUGGAUGAACAUGGAGUCUCCAGCCAACUCACCAAGGCUUCCUGGUCCAGCCAGUCUGUUCAACCUAACAGCAAACUAUCGCAGGGAUUCAGAUGUUUGGGUGCCAUACGGGCGGGUUGUAGAGGCGUCCAACGAUGACAAAGCCUUCAAAAUACCAAACAAGGAUAAACUAGUCUGCUGGAUUGUCAACAACUGGAACGACAGCUUCUGGCGAGUGAAAUACUUCAACCAACUAAGCAACCACAUCAAAGUGGACACCUUUGGUGGACACUUCGGCAGAUAUCUCAGCUAUCGGGAUUAUUUUAAGACAAUGUCCAGCUGCAAGUUCUACCUGUCAUUUGAGAACUCCAUCCAUAAAGACUACAUCACGGAAAAGCUCUUCAACCCAAUGAUAUCCGGCACCGUUCCCGUGGUUCUUGGUCCACCCAGGGCCAACUAUGAGGAGUUCAUACCUGCAGAUUCCUUCAUUCAUGUGAAUGAUUUCAAAACACCACAAGAACUGGCAGAACAUCUCACAUAUCUGGACCAGAACCAGGAGAUGUAUGAGCAGUACUUCACCUGGAGGAAGCACUUCGUUGCUCGGCGUUCUGACUUUGGUGUAGAGCAUGCUUGCCGCAUUUGUGACCAUAUAAAACAACACAAGGGCUACAGAGUGUUUAAACAUCUAAAUACAUGGUACUGGGGCUAG
This is a messenger RNA of Pygocentrus nattereri (red-bellied piranha), 1305 nucleotides long. Its product is annotated as 4-galactosyl-N-acetylglucosaminide 3-alpha-L-fucosyltransferase 9-like. Lineage: Eukaryota; Metazoa; Chordata; Actinopteri; Characiformes; Serrasalmidae. Bases 1 to 1305 code for a protein of 434 amino acids. The record is from RefSeq and is a predicted model, not a curated record. Gene Ontology annotation, cellular component: membrane. Gene Ontology annotation, molecular function: alpha-(1->3)-fucosyltransferase activity. The transcript is spliced from 2 exons.